CCUCAGGAGGAUGUGGCUGCAGAACCUGCUUCUUCUGGGCACUGUGGUUUACAGCAUGCCCGCACCCACCCGCCAACCCAGCCCUGUCACUCGGCCCUGGCAGCAUGUGGAUGCCAUCAAGGAGGCCCUGAGCCUUCUGAACAACAGUAGUGACACUGCUGCUAUCAUGAAUGAAACAGUAGAAGUCGUCUCUGAAACGUUUGACUCCGAGGAGCUGACAUGCCUGCAGACUCGCCUGAAGCUGUACAAACAGGGCUUGCGGGGCAGCCUCACCAAGCUCGAGGGCCCCUUGACCAUGAUGGCCAGCCACUACAAGCAGCACUGCCCCCCCACCCUGGAAACUUCCUGUGCAACCCAGAUGAUCACCUUCAAAAGUUUCAAAAAGAACCUGAAGGAUUUUCUGUUUGAGAUCCCGUUUGACUGCUGGAGCCAGCCCAGAAGUGAGGCAGGCCUUCCAGCUAGGAGCUAGCCCUGGGAGCUCACCUCACAGAUUGCUGCUGUCCCACUCACAAAGAACCGAAACUCAGGAUCUUCAGCUUGGAGGGACCAAAGGGUGGGCCAUGGCUGUUGAGAACAUGGACUUGCUCUGGGCCGUACUGACCACGAUAUG
Molecule: messenger RNA, 610 nt
Organism: Equus quagga
Lineage: Eukaryota; Metazoa; Chordata; Mammalia; Perissodactyla; Equidae
Gene: CSF2
Product: colony stimulating factor 2
Exons: 4
Coding region: 11-469 (152 amino acids)
Biological process (GO): myeloid cell differentiation; immune response
Cellular component (GO): extracellular region
Molecular function (GO): granulocyte macrophage colony-stimulating factor receptor binding; growth factor activity; cytokine activity
Source: RefSeq, a predicted model, not a curated record